AUGCUCUAUAAAUCAUUCCCCACUCAGGAAAAUUUACUGCCGGUGCCCGUCGAGGACACCCACUCGCCACAAGAAUCUGAAGAACCCGAACAAACACCAGACGAUCCAGAGGUCACUCCAGAGCUUAAAAAUAAACCCGAAGAACCAGAACAGGAGAUACAACAGGAAGUGAGUGAAGAUUUGGUAGACAAAGAAGAAUCGAAAGACUCGGUUGAAGAAUCGGAAGAAACUGCUGACGAUAUGAACAAUAGAUGGAAUUCAUCUCAACCCGUGUUAGUGAGGAAUGAGAUCAGUGCCGAAGAAUGCAAUCAAUUCCUGCUAUCGUAUCGCGAGCUCACGGAAUGGAUCAUCAAAAAAGAGACAGAGUUGUCGUCACAGCCGGCCAUUGGCGGCGAUGUGGCCGUCAUUUUGAGACAACAGGAAGAGAAUAGAAAUCUAAAGCGACAGUUGGAUGAGAAGAGACCACUCAUUGAGAACAGUCUUCUGGCCGGAAGACAAUACGUGGCCAGAGAUGACUACGGAGGACAUCAUGAGAGCAGCGACUCUGAAGUGAGAGAUUACGAGGGCGACGGUCGGUGCCGGAGUGCCGGUGGCGAUGGCGGGGAUCAGUCGGCUCGUGAGGUGACCCGCAGUAUGAGGAGAGAAGUGAAGAAACUGUCGGAUAAAUGGAAUGAAUUAUUACAGCAAACGGAGCAAAGACUGAAACGAUUAGAUGAUGUGCAGAGGGUUAGUAUCCAUACGAUUGGAUUGGCCUUGCAGAAGGGUAUGGAAGACCUGAGCGCUAAAUUACAUGCAUUAGAAACGCAUAAAACUAAAUGGCCUAACAUUACGGACAUUGGUUUGGAUCAAUUGCCUCAACAUCUCAUUGAACUGAAGUCGUUUGGCGAGAGAGUGGCGCAGAUCCAGUGCCAGACCGAGCAGGUGAACGAGUCGGCCGCUCGCAUAACCGGCUGCAAUGUCCUCCUCUCGCACUCUAAUCUCAAUUACUUGGAAGAACUCAACACUCGCUCGCGUUUACUUCAAUUGGCGGCCGACGAGCGACACAAAGCCAUAGAGCAGGCCAUCAGAGAUCACGGCUCAGCGCAGCAACAGUUCUUGAAUGCGGCCGUCGAUCACCCCUGGGAGAGGGCAGUGGCCGCCAACAAAGUGCCUUAUUAUAUAAAUCACGCGACCGAAACCACUCAUUGGGAGUCGCCGAAGUAUACGGAAAUCUUGAACUCGUUGUGCGAGUACAACGAAGUCCGGUAUAGCGCUUAUCGGACGGCAAUGAAGUUGCGGACAGUUCAGCGCCGGUUGUGUCUCGACUUAAUACCAUUGGAUAAUUUGAUUGUCAUAUUCGAUGGCUUCGGUCUUCGGGCGCAGAACGACAACCUCAUCAGUGUUCCUGAAAUGAUCAGUUGUUUGCAGAACAUCUACGAAGGCAUAGCCAACGAGCACUCGACGCUCGUUAACGUUCCGCUUUGUAUUGAUUUAUGUCUUAAUUGGUUACUCAAUCUGUACGACACUUCCACUCGAACCGGAUAUAUAAGAAUACUGUCGUUCAAAGUGGGUUUAGCGCUGCUCUCCAAUGCCUCCGUCGAAGACAAAUACAAAUAUUUGUUUCGAUUGAUUGCGAGCACCAGUGGAAGUGCCGACGAAAGAAAAUUAGGGCUUUUAUUACACGAUUGCAUACAAAUACCCCGUCUGUUGGGGGAGAUCGCGGCCUUUGGCGGCAGUAAUAUCGAGCCCUCUGUCCGCUCGUGUUUCCUUAGAGCCGGCAAUAAAAGUGAGAUCCAGGCGCCAGACUUUCUCGGAUGGCUUCAACAGGAGCCUCAGUCUAUCGUAUGGCUGCCUGUAUUGCAUCGGUUGUCACUAUCGGAGACCGCCAAACAUAAGGCGAAGUGUAAUAUCUGCCGACAGUAUCCCAUAAUUGGCUUUCGAUAUCGAUGUCUAAAGUGUUUUAACUUCGAUUUGUGCCAAAACUGCUUCUUUUCUGGCAGAAGAGCCAAACACCAUAAGAUCACACAUCCGAUGCAAGAGUACUGUGUUGUCAUCCAUUCCGGUGAAGACGUCCGAGACUUCACUCGUAUUAUUCGCAAUAAGUUUAAAUCAAAGCGUUAUUUCAAACGCCAUCCGCGAGUCGGUUAUCUUCCCGUUCAGACAGUAUUAGAAGGCGACGACUUGGAGAGUCCGAUGCCCUCCCCUUCCCAUACAUUACAUCACACAUCGCAGGACAUGCACUCGCGGCUCGAACUCUAUGCAAAUCGAUUGGCAGAAGUGGAACUAAGAGGACGCAGUAGUGUCACACCAGACGAAUCUGAAGACGAACACCAAUUGAUAGCUCAAUACUGCCAGACAUUAGGCAACGAUUAUGGAUACACUACUUAUGCUCCUCAGAGUCCCGCACAAGUGAUGGCUGCCAUUGAAGCCGACCAAAGGGAUGAAUUGGAGUCCAUUAUCCAUGAAUUGGAAGAAGAGAAUCGUGUUUUACAACAAGAAUAUGAGAUUCUCCAGAAUGAGAGAUCGACCAAUAGAUCGGCAAACUAUGGCAACAAUUAUUCAAAUCAUACAAAAAUUGGGUCCAAUAUGUUAAGUGAUUCCGAGGUGGAUGUGACGCCCCUAUCGACCCCCAGUAGGGACGAUGCAAUGCUGGCCGAAGCGAAACUCUUGCGCCAACACAAGGGACGACUCGAGACUCGGAUGCAAAUACUCGAAGAUCACAACAGACAACUCGAGGCUCAAUUGCAGCGCUUAAGACAACUGCUUGAGACGGAUCCCGAACCGUCUCACUCGCCAUCCCUGCACAGCAACACUUCAUCGUUACCCCGCAUGUCGAGCGGUCCACCACCUCAUCAUCGAAACAUUCACAACAAUAAUAACAUAUCUUCGUCUCCCAGAGCUCUUCAUCACAGUCUCACCAAUGGAUCUGAAAAUCCAGGAGCGACGGUGGCGUCAAAUCCGGUCAACAAUUUGUUGCAAACGGCCGGCAAUUUAGGCAAAGCUGUCGGCGUAUUAGUACAUGUCAUGACUGAUGACGAGACGGGAAGUGAUAAUGAAAUUAGUGUUAAGAAGAAAUGCGACAGAAUGUUCAUCAGUAAUCCGGAUGGACUCAAAAACGGCACCUUUAGGUCACCCCAUAUUACGAACGAACAAAAGCAUUCCCGUCAAUGCAUUUACACAUUCAUUGCCGCCGAGAAUGAAAGGGUUCAGAUCUCCUUCUCUCUCUUCGACUUAAGAGGAACUACACCCGACUGUAGCGGAGAGUAUGUGGACUUAUACACAGAGCUGGAGGAUCCGGCACAGGAAUUAAUCACCACUCCGUUUGGGGGCCGUUAUUGCGGUCGAACUGUGCCUCGAAAGCGAAUAUCAAUGUAUCAGACGCUGGUCUUUGGCUUCUAUUCCGAUCAGAAACAAGUCGACGACCGAGUCUUCGAAGGCUAUUACGAAUUCAUUGACGCCAGUCCAUUUAUUGUGGGAACGCCAGCCCCGCACACAACAUGCAGUUACGCCAUAUAUAGCGACCAGAAAAGAGAGGGUCAGUUCCUCAGCCCUACAUAUCCGGGAGUUUACCCGAAGAACCUGAGCUGUCAGUACCGCUUCCUCGGCAAGAAGGGACAGCGCGUUAGACUCGAGUUCAUGGACUUCGAUCUCUUCUACGGCGGCCCGCACUGUCCGUUUGAUUACAUCAAAGUAUAUGACGGCGGCUCAGAUCAGGACCCAAUCAUAAAUACUUAUUGCGGACAACAGCGUAAUCUUAUGGUGUAUUCCUCGGGAGAGAAUUUGUUCGUUCAGUUCAAUACACUGAAGAGGACGGCCGACAGUCAGAACAGAGGCUUUUCGGGAUGGUUUGAGUUCAGCGAACGAUUCGUUAAUCUCGGUUUUAUCGGGAAAAAUGACGGCCAACACAUCAAAGGCACAGAAUGUGACCAAAAAAUAUUGAGCCGUAAAGAAUCAAACGGAACCGUCUAUUCGCCAAACUAUCCAUUUUUAUACCAUUCAAACAUUGUCUGCAAGUAUUAUAUCUACGGUUUGCAAGACUCUCAACAUUUGGAAAGAGUGAACAUCGAGUUCGAGAAGUUCGAGAUUCCGGCCACCGAU
Messenger RNA from Oppiella nova, 4077 nucleotides. NCBI's taxonomy places the organism in Eukaryota, Metazoa, Arthropoda, Arachnida, Sarcoptiformes, Oppiidae. The record is from the annotation of a GenBank genome assembly.